Messenger RNA from Ilex paraguariensis (yerba mate), 3000 nucleotides. NCBI's taxonomy places the organism in Eukaryota, Viridiplantae, Streptophyta, Magnoliopsida, Aquifoliales, Aquifoliaceae. The record is from the annotation of a GenBank genome assembly.
CAAAUUGUGUCUUUAAACCCUCCGCCUCACGGUCAGUCUCUCAAUCCUCUCUCUGCUUAUAGCCUCACAACACUUCUCUCUCUCUCUGUAUUACAAGCACUUGCUCCAGUUCGAGUUCGCGCAACUCCUCCUUCGAGUUCUUCAACUCCCGACUUUAGUUUAGAUUAAACUAUUUUGCCGGAGUUAGAAAGCAUGGCCGCAGAUAAUGAGCCGGCGGUGAAGUCUCGUAAGACGCAAAGAAAAGAAGCUCGGUUAGUGAAGAAGAAGAAAAAGUUUGAUUCAUGGGUUGGACAUCAAAAAUCUCGAAAAGUGAAGAAAUUUUCUAAGAAUUCGAAGCGAGUACAUGUGAAAUUUCAGGACCAAACUGGUCAUAAGUUGGAUGAUGACAUGAGUACGUUACUGGAGGGUAUUCCUUCUGCUGUUGAUUCUUUAGAGAAAGAAGAAACCCUAUAUGCUGAAGAAUCUUCCAAAAAGAUCUUGAAUAAUGAAACUUCACGUAAGAAGCUUAAGAAAAGUAAGUCCAUAGAGCAAGAAGUAAUGGGUGAGGUGGCAAGUGACACUGUGGAUGGAGCAUCUGACCUAGUAGAUGCUGAUCGUGGGAAAAAUGAUGGCACAGAGCAGCCUACCAUGCCAAGCACAUCUACGAGUAAACUAGGUUCUACCUCACAGAAGAUGCUGAAGAAGAAAACGAAGUUUCAAGAGUAUCUUGAAAUGGAAAUGCAGGUAGGUGUUGUUUCAGCAGACGAAGAUUUGGCUUUGGAAAGAAAACUUGCAAAGAAACUCAAGUUGAAGGAAGGAAAAUUGCGGGGAGACGAUGAUGACAUGAAUGCGUUGUUUGAGGGAAUUCCAUCUGUUAUUGAUUCGUUCAAGGAUGGUGGUAAUUCAAAGGAUGAAGAAGUUCUCAUGAAGAGCCUUGAGAACAGUGCUUCACUUAAGAAACGUAAAAGGGUAAAGUCUUCAGGGCAAGGGCCACAAGUUGAGAUGGCAAGUAACACACUGGCCGGAGUAUCUGAACCAGUAAAAACUUCUGAUGCAGAGUUGGCUAUAAGAAAUGUUCCUAUCAAGGCACCUGCAUUGGAAAAGAGUGCCAAAUAUGUAGCUCCUCACCUGAGAUCCCGUGUGGGAAAUGAAUCAGAGGAGUACUAUCAAAUUCGUAAACAGAUACGAGGUCUUCUAAAUCGGCUGUCUGAAGCUAACAUGGAAUCAAUCACUGGGGAAAUGUCCAGGAUCUUCGGUGCUGUUAGUCGCAGUGCUGGUUCUCAGAUUAUCAGUGAAGAGAUUUUGGCAUCGUGCUCUGGUGGUCCUCGUGGCAAUGAACAGUAUGCUGCUGUCUUUGCAGCUUUUGUUGCUGGGAUGGCUUGUUUAGUUGGGAUGGACUUUGGUGCAAAGCUUCUUGCUUCACUUGCUAAAUGCUUUGAGGAUGAGUAUCUGGAAGGAGACAAUCUUUCCUUGAGAAACCUGACUCUUCUGGUAUCCUAUUUAUACAUGUUUGGAGUUUGCUCAAGUGAUUUGAUAUACGAUUUCUUGAUAAUGCUGAGCAAGCGGUUGAUGGAGAUUGAUGUGUCUACUAUCUUGACAACUUUACAAUGUUGUGGAAUGAAACUGAGGGCUGAUGAUCCUGCUGCCAUGAAAAACUUUAUUGUUAGUGUCCACAAUAGCGUUAAUGAAUUGAAGGCUGCCUCUGGAGAUGGCGAGUCAAAUUUGAGUGGCAAAAGAAUGGAGUUCAUGCUAGAAACCAUAUGCGAUAUCAAGAACAACAAAAAAAGGGCCAAAGAAGACACCGUGCAGCAUACCCGGAUAAAGAAAUGGCUGCAGAAGUUAAGAGUGGAUGAUAUUUUAAUUCGAGGGCUGAAAUGGAGUAAGCUUCUUAAUCCUGACAAGAAAGGGCAAUGGUGGCUGUGUGGGGAUAUGGCGUCGUCUACAGAAAAUAUUGAGGAGGUUGCCAGCACAAUUGACAGGCAAGUCCCUGAAGCCCAGAAAAUGCUGCAACUUGCUGCUUCACAGAGGAUGAACACAGAUGCAAGAAGGGCAAUCUUUUGUAUAAUAAUGAGUGGGGAGGACUACAUUGAUGCUUUUGAAAAACUUUUGAGGUUGGAUUUGCCAGUGAAGCAGGAUAGAGAAAUCAUGCGAGUUCUAGUGGAUUGCUGUCUACACGAGAAAGUCUUUAACAAGUACUACUGUGUUCUGGCUUCCAAGUUGUGCAGCCAUGACAAAAACCACAAGUUUACUUUACAGUUCUGCUUAUGGGACCAUUUCAAAGAAUUGGAGUCGAUGCAGCUGAUUAGAUCAAUGCACUUGUCAAAAUUUGUUGCGGAGAUGUUUGUGUCUUUUAGCCUCUCUCUUGCUGUCUUGAAGGCUGUGGAUCUAAGUGACACCAGACAACUAACUCCAAAAAAGAUUAUGCAUUUUCGAUUGCUAUUUGAGGCCGUCUUUGAGUUUCCAGAUAGGCUUGUUUGGAACAUAUUCACGCGCAUAGCUGUCACCCCCGAGUAUGAAACACUUCGAAACGGAAUCGUGUUUUUCGUCAGCAAGUAUGUUGUGAGUGACCAAAAAUCCUCUGGAGAAAAAUUUAAGAUUGCAAAGAGAGCUCUUAACAAUGUUGAAGGAGUCAUCCUGUGAGUUUGGUGAUCUGAAUUGGGUUAAUACUCCUAAUUCGCAUUCUGCAUGAAGAGGUUUGUUAUAUUUAUUUAUUUUUACAACUCUGUAAAAUAUUGGCCUUUCACAAUUCAUCGGCUUGGAAGAUAGAAUUUACUAAUUCCUACCCGUCGGCUCGGUUUUUUUUUUGGGAAAAUAGGAACAGCAAAGGUACUAUUUUUUCCUUUUUACAAUUAGUAGUUGGGAUACUAAAGUGAGAUUUAAAGAACACUAUAGAAACCAUUGACUUAUUUAGUUCUUAUUAAUAAGUGCAAGGUCAUUGGUUUUCUUAGAUGUCAUUGUUCUCUUGCACUAAUGCAAUCUUUGAGAAAGCUUUUGCACUAAGAUGUUCUACAUAUAGGGUGG